CCCCUCUCAGGCUUCUCCAGCCUCUCAUUGGUGGACCAGAUGUCGCUGCUGCAGAGCGGUUGGAUGGAGGCGCUGCUGGUGGGCGUGGCCUGGCGCUCGCAGAGCUCGGCGGGGGAGGAGCUUGUGUUCGCUGACAACCUGCGCCUGGACGCCGCCCAGUGCCGAGCCGCGGGAUUGGCCGAGCUGCACGCGGCGCUGCGACACCUGGCGGCCAGGUACCACGCCAUGAAGCUGAGCCCCGAGGAGGUGGUGACGCUGAAGGCCAUGGCGCUCGCCAACGCUGACGCCGAGCCGGUGGACUGUCCGGACUCGGUGCAGCGGUUCCAGGACUGGCUCCACGAGGCCCUGCAGGACUACGAGUCGACCCGGCGAGAGCAGCACCGGGCGGGCCGGCUGCUGAUGAGCCUGCCCCUGCUGCGCCAGACCGCCGGCCGAGCCGUGCAGGUCCUGCUGCGGCUGCACCGCCACCGCGGCGUCCCGCUGCACAAGCUGCUGCUGGAGAUGCUGGACGCCAAGACCUGAACACACUGGGGGGUCUAGACCAGUUCAGACGGAGGGG
This is a messenger RNA of Etheostoma cragini (Arkansas darter), 559 nucleotides long. RefSeq names its product estrogen-related receptor gamma. The record is from RefSeq and is a predicted model, not a curated record. The transcript has 2 exons. NCBI's taxonomy places the organism in Eukaryota, Metazoa, Chordata, Actinopteri, Perciformes, Percidae. Bases 40 to 522 code for a protein of 160 amino acids.